Molecule: messenger RNA, 2732 nt
Organism: Lepus europaeus (European hare)
Lineage: Eukaryota; Metazoa; Chordata; Mammalia; Lagomorpha; Leporidae
Gene: PRR5
Product: proline rich 5
Exons: 8
Coding region: 39-1154 (371 amino acids)
Biological process (GO): TORC2 signaling
Cellular component (GO): TORC2 complex
Source: RefSeq, a predicted model, not a curated record
CGGGCGCGCGUGGGCGCGAGCUGGCCCCGGGCUCAACCAUGAGGACUCUCCGCAGGUUGAAGUUCAUGAGUUCGCCCAGCCUCAGUGACCUGGGCAAGAGAGAGCCGGCCGCCGCCGCCGCGGACGAGCGGGGCACGCAGCAGCGCCGGGCCUGCGCCAACGCCACCUGGAACAGCAUCCACAACGGGGUGAUCGCCGUCUUCCAGCGCAAGGGGCUGCCCGACCAGGAGCUCUUCAGCCUCAACGAGGGUGUCCGGCAGCUGCUGAAGACGGAGCUGGGGCCCUUCUUCACGGAGUACCUGCAGAACCAGCUGCUGACCAAAGGCAUGGUCAUCCUUCGGGACAAGAUCCGCUUCUACGAGGGACAGAAGCUGCUGGACUCGCUGGCGGAGACCUGGGACUUCUUCUUCAGUGACGUGCUGCCCACGCUGCAGGCCAUCUUCUACCCCGUGCAGGGCAAGGAGCCGUCCGUGCGCCAGCUGGCCCUGCUACACUUCCGCGACACCAUCGCCCUCAGCGUGAAGCUGGAGGACGCGCUGGGCCGCGCCCACGCCCGCGUGCCGCCCGCCGUGGUGCAGAUGCUGCUGGUGCUGCAGGGCGUCCACGAGUCCAAGGGAGUGACAGAGGACUACCUGCGCCUGGAGACGCUGAUCCAGAAGGUGGUGUCACCCUACCUGGGCACCUAUGGGCUCUACUCCAGCGAGGGACCCUGCGCCCACACGUGCAUCCUGGAGAAGCGGCUGCUGCGACGCUCGCGCUCGGGGGACGUCCUGGCCAAGAACCCGGUGGUGCGCUCCAAGAGCUACAACACGCCGCUGCUGAACCCUGUGGCCGAGCACGAGGCGGAGGGCGCGGCAGCCGGCGGCACCAGCCUCCGCCGGCACUCGGUGUCCGGGAUGACGUCGUGCCCCGACUCGCCUGGCCCCACCGCCACCUUCCCGCCCUCCCCGGCCCCGCACUCGGGCCCCUGCCCUGGCAGACUGCACCCCGCCGAGCCCGGCUCGCCUCCCACCUCCAGCCCCGAGACCCUGGUGGACCAGAUCCUGGAGUCCGUGGACUCGGAUUCCGAAGGGAUCUUCAUUGACUUCGGCCGGGGCGGGGACUCCGGCCGGCCCGGCCUCGAGGGGCCGGGGGGCCGGCAGAGCGUCGUGUGAGGCUGUGGGUUUGUUUACCGAGCCCGGUGUGCACAUGCACCUGCGGUGGGCGUGCCGGACUUUUUUUUUUUUUUUUAACUGCGCCGUCCUCCCCAGCCCAUGGUGGCCACUUCGUCUCUUGUCACUGCCUUGGUCACUUUACAUCCCCAAGUCCGCCUUGGAGACCCUGCGCCGCCCCUGCCCCCACCCCUGCCCAGGUCUGUGUCGGGGGCGUCCAAGUUGGCGCCGCCCCGGUGAACCGGUCAGCUCCCUGGAGGGGGUGGGGAUUGGCCACUCGCCACCACCCACCGCCCGGCAUCUGCAGCCCCCUGCAGAAGGGGAAGUGGCCAGGCCCCGCCUUCCACUCCCCUGGCCCUGACCACAGCUGUCCGGGGCUCCCCAGGAGCCUGCCCUCCCUGCCUGGGGUGGCCGAGGGGCAGGACGGGCUGGGUCAAACUCAACCCACUCCCUGCCCCCCACUGGCGUCUGCUGGCCCCGGGCCCCCCGACAUCUGUCCCUGCUGGUGGCUUUCAGCACCGGGUUGUCCGCCCCUCCUGACGGAGGCCACAGAGUUCUAAGGGUUGGCCCCUGGGAAUGGGGUGGGCACUCACGGGGUCCGGCCGACUCUGCCCCUGGCGCUGGCAGGGACGGAACCGCUGAAGCCUGCCUGACCCGCGUGGGGCGGGGUCGACCAGCUGGCAGCACCAGCUCCAGCAGGGGUCCCGAGCCUGACUCCCGGGGGUCUCCCCUGCUGGCAGCAGCCAGUGGGGCUGAGGGAAGCCCUGUGGGGUGGCUGCAGGCUGGGGGCAGCGAGGGCCACACCUGGGCCAGACUUCCAGAGCUCCCUUUUCAAGGGCAGGGGAGCGAGGUCUGAAGAGGGGAUGGGUGUGGGGUCUCGGGUGGCGUCUGUUGCACCUGCUGACCCCAGCCCAGCACCUGGACCUGUGGGAAAGGGGCGCCCCCUGAGCGAGUAAAGGACCCCUGGGCACGGUGGCCAGGGCGGGAGGUGGGCACUCCUCCUGAUGCCUGAGGCCCUCCUGGGAAAGCUGGGGGCAGGGGAGGCUGAGACGGGCCCGGCCCACGCCCAGCACCUGAGGUUUGCAGGGGGAGUGCGGUUGGAUGAUUGACAGUGGAGCUGUCAACAUCCCCCGGAGUGCUCCACCCCUCGCUCCUCAAGUGCGGGAUCCCGGGCUCUGCAGACCCUCAGCCCACAUUUGCAGAUGCCCGGGUUCUUGUGAGAAGCAGCGGGGGGCCGGGCAGAGGCUCCAGAGUGAGCCACGCCCCUCAGUCAAGUCAUCGUGACCAGAACCUGCCCCUGCCCGCGGGAGGAGACGCGGGGUCUCAGGAGGACCCCGGGAGUGGAAGGAGCCUUACUGGGGUGGCCAGGGGCCCGGCGGGCUAGGCUGCCCCUUGGGACGCCUGUAUCCCACUGGAGAGCCCAGCCGUUCCACUUCACCCGCUCCCUGCUGGUGCGCCCGGCGGGCAGCAGGGGUGGCUCCUGGGCUUGUCCCUGCUGCCCGCAUGGGAAACCCGGCUGGGCCUCUGGGGACUGAAGCAGCAGGUGGAAGGUCUGCCCUUUUCAAAUAAACAAACCUUAGA